AGAGGGACCUCGUGAUUAUUCAUCUUAUUGUAUGUCCAGGUGAGCAAAAGUUCAACUUCUCCGCUGUCCAGGUUUUACAGAUGUAUAAUUUUUGGGAGUAUGAGGAUAUGUCCAUUUCUCCAUACUGGACAAGGGUUAUGGUGAUUGCAGUUCGGUCCUUUCGGAGUUCUACCAUGCUCCAGGUAAGUCCAUGUGGGUUGUUGCGUCCGUCUUGGGCCAAAACUGUUCCUCAUUCCAAUCCCAGAUCUCCAAGAAUUCCCGGACCUCAGAGAAAAGGGAAAGUGAGGGACAGCCGAGAGAAGACCGCAAGAACAGGCAUGGAGUUGAACAUUGUUAAUAUCUUAAGUUACAACACUUGU
Dicrocoelium dendriticum is the source of this 359-nucleotide messenger RNA. Lineage: Eukaryota; Metazoa; Platyhelminthes; Trematoda; Plagiorchiida; Dicrocoeliidae. The record is from the annotation of a GenBank genome assembly.